Daldinia caldariorum is the source of this 3974-nucleotide messenger RNA. Its product is annotated as putative histidine kinase SlnCl1. The coding region runs from base 296 to 3835 and encodes 1179 amino acids. Gene Ontology annotation, molecular function: phosphorelay sensor kinase activity. Lineage: Eukaryota; Fungi; Ascomycota; Sordariomycetes; Xylariales; Hypoxylaceae. The record is from RefSeq and is a predicted model, not a curated record. The transcript has 2 exons. Gene Ontology annotation, biological process: phosphorylation; phosphorelay signal transduction system.
ACAGGGUGGACAACCGUUGUAUAAUAUUAUAUUAUUUUACAUCUUGUAUAAUCAUAGUUAUUACAUUUCUUUAUCUUUGUCAGACCUGCCUGUCUAUAUACCUACAUGUGUGGUGUUGUAGGUAAGAAGAGACAAAACAAAACUAGUUGAGAUUUGACAACAUUCCGUCUUCCAUCACCACCUCAGUUUUUCCCCCCUUCUUCCCAACUUGCGAUCGAACUCGACGAAAACAACCGAGGUUUGGAGGAUGCAUAGGUCACGAUCCCCACCGGCUUUCCUAUUAUAGGCUGGAAUAAUGAGAGUUGCGAUUCGGGAGCAGUUGGCUGCCCUCGUGCUGCUUGCUGUGCUAGUCGCGCUCGCUAUUGUCGCUAUACCCACCUGGAUAUACGUAAACCGCUUCGUUGUUGGAGUAGAGACUGAUGGGCUCGCCCUAACCGCGUCUCUUAAGGCCGCCCGUGUUGCCUCCGAAAUCGAACUGAUCCAGACGACGUGCAAUCAUAUAGCGACGAGGUUGCUUCUUCAAAGCGCUCUUCUGUCCUUUUAUCGUGGUAACGAAUCCGAUGCUCUCUGGGACUCUGCAACCGCCGAUAUUAUCAGCGCCUUGAUUACUCCGCCGGGUGUUUCGACAAAUCUUCUACAAGCAAGAGUCUAUUCGCGGAACCAAACUGGCGCAGAUCGUCCCCGUGGACUGAUUAGCGCAACCAGUAGUAACAUCUCUGAAGUUAGACUACCCUAUAAUGCGCCUGAUGGUUCCCAAGCCAUCUUGGGUGACAACCCUUCGGGUUAUCCGCCAUCACUGUAUCCAAAUAUCACAUAUUAUAGUUCAGCAGAUCCCGACCCAGCUUAUCCUAACCACACCGCUGUUGUAGCUAGGCCGUUCCCAGACAUACGAAUUGACUCGAGCGUCGAUGGCAUGGUAUUAGGCCCCCUUGUGAUCAAUGAAACAUACGCCCUUGUCUCGUUGACCAUUCCGAUCCGCUAUAAUCGAAAUGAUGAUAUAAUACUUGGCUACAUGACCACGAUUGCCGAUGCUACAUCGCUCAUAAAGAUCGCCGCUUCUAAAGAAGGACUGGGUGAUAGCGGUACUGUGCUAGUUGUCGGUCCCUCGACAGGAUGGAAUCGGUUUAGCAAGUAUAACUUACCUGCGAACGCGAGCCACGAAGCCGCGUCUAACUUCUCGAAUGCCGACGUCAACUUUGUCUUACCGCCGCGUGCGAUGUCUGGUCAGCCCGAUAGGCAUACGCUGCAUAACUAUAGGUCUGGAAACUUCAACAAGCCUUUUAAAGUCUCAGGUUAUAAUGCAGUGUACAAGGCCUUUACUGUUCGAAAUCCCUCGAUUAACAAUGCUAGCAGCAUGCUUUCCACCAAAAACGAACAGGGUAUUGAUGUUGCCGUCGGAUAUGCUCGGCCGCCCACUACUUUGGUAAAUUGGACGCUCAUCGUCGAACAGGACAAGGCCGAAGCUUAUAUUCCCAUCGAUACACUUCGGCGUAUACUUCUUGCCUGCGUUUUCGGAACCGUUGGUCUUACUCUACUCUUGGUGAUACCAUGUGCGCAUAUGAGUGUUAUGCCUAUUCGAAGGUUGAAGGCCGCUACUGAAAAAUCUAUCGCUCCUCCUGGCUAUGCUGAAGCGUAUAUGGACGACCUGGAUUAUGAUGACGAUGACGACCAUAAUGGAUCAGGAAGUGGCAGUCGAAAAUCUGCUAAUGGAGUUAUAAUUCGGCUGAAAAGGCUGAUUCGAAACUCUACGCGGCUGAAGAUAGCACCCUCGACGUAUGAUAGCGAGCCGCGAAGGAGGAUUUUCAAGAUUCCUGGCAAAGUUAACGACCGAAAACACGUCAUAACCGAUGAGCUUACGGAGUUGACUACAACUUUUAACGAGAUGAGCGAGGAAUUACUAAGGCAAUAUACUUCCUUGGAGGACAAAGUCGCGGAGCGAACACGCGAACUCGAAAUUAGCAAGAAAGCAGCCGAGGCCGCCAACGAAAGCAAGACGCUAUUCAUUGCGAACAUCUCUCACGAGCUUAAGACGCCCCUAAACGGGAUCUUGGGCAUGUGUGCUAUCUGUAUGGAGGAAGAUGAUCUGACCAAAAUCAAGCAAUCUCUGAAGACUCUUUACAAGUCUGGAGAUCUACUCUUACAUCUCCUUGAAGAUCUUCUGAGCUUCUCGAAGAACCAGAUCGGCCAACAACUAAGCCUAGAAGAGAAGGAAUUUCGGUUGGGCGAUAUCCGGUCGCAAGUUGCGACCAUUUUUGACAAACAAGUUCGCGAAGGUUCGAUAGAUUUUUCGGUUGCGUUCUUAGGUACCCAGCCCGAUGCGAGUCCCGGUCCUGAGCAGGCAGAAGUCGACGAGAGACUCCCCGCUAUCGGUCCCCUUGGGACUGGUAGAUUGAAGGACAUGUGCCUCUGGGGCGACCAGCAUCGAAUUCUGCAGGUGCUCAUUAAUCUCGUCAGCAAUAGUCUGAAGUUCACGCCAGCCGGGGGAAAAGUAUCAGUAAGGAUAAGAUGUCUACGCGAAAUCGAAACCCCUUUCGAUGUGAGCAGGUCCUCGUCUUUAUCUAAAAGUGGCUCUGGUCGUCCAGGUAGGUCCAGGCAUAGGAUGGGUUCGGGUUCGAAUAAAUCCAAGAGCUCAAACGAAAUUUCAACUCCUCAGUCCCAGUACAAGGGAGGAGGCACAGCCUUGUCCAUCAAUCCCCUGGACCCUAAAGCAGCACCAUACGUACGCACACGCGAGAGAUCUCCAACUCCACCUCCACCAAAUGCAAAGUCAUUCCUUUUCGAAUUCGAAGUUGAGGACACUGGUCCCGGCAUUCCGGAGCACAUGCAGCAGCGGGUUUUCGAACCUUUUGUCCAGGGUGACCUGGGCUUAAGCAAGAAAUUUGGAGGAACUGGUUUGGGGUUGAGCAUUUGCCAGCAGCUGGCAAAUCUAAUGGGAGGAAGUAUCUCUUUGCGGAGUACUGUCGGCGUCGGGACUGUCUUCACUAUGCAAAUCCCGCUGAAGUACACUAAAGACAGGCCUUCUAGUACAGCCUCAAGUAGUAUCAAGUCACGCCCAAAUAGUAUCAGUAGUUCCGCUGAGGGGGAUACAAGGAAGAAUUCUAUGACACUAACGCAGACUACGGCAGAAGCAAAAGCCAAUGUACUUGAUCAGAAACCGCGCCUUGUCGGACUCAGCCAGCCUUUCUUUGCUACCACUCCCAAUUCUAAGGCAGGGACGCGCCCAACUCCCGACGACCAAAUGAAAGCCAUCGAGAUGGCGAAAGCAACCAAAGGCGAUGGAAGACUGCGAGUUCUUGUUGCUGAGGACAAUCCUACAAAUAUCGAGGUUGUUAGCAGGAUGUUGAAACUGGAAGAUGUGUAUGAUGUGACCAUCGCCAAAGAUGGCCAGGAAGCGUACGAGCUUGUGAAGGCCAACAUGGAGAACAAUCUUUAUUUUGAUUUAAUAUUCAUGGACAUUCAAAUGCCUAACCUCGACGGCUUACAAAGCACCCGUCUCAUCCGGAAGAUGGGAUACUCAGCACCUAUUGUGGCAUUGACAGCGUUCUCGGAAGAGAGCAAUAUUAAAGACUGCAUGGAAUCCGGGAUGAACGAAUUCCUGAGCAAACCCAUCCGUCGGCCGGCGCUCAAGCAAGUCCUUAAGAAAUUUGCAACAAUCCCCGAGGAACCAGAGACGGCAUCUCAACUGACGAGGAAGAGUACCCCAGAGAAGGGCAACCGACCUAUCACAUGUCAAGUACCAAAUGGAGAUAUUUCCGCUACCUCAAAUUCAAUCUCAAACCCUAAGGGGCAGGUCAUUACAAAUGGGGCUCAUCCAACUACGAAUAUACCAAAAUGAUCUCACCAAUAAUCAUCAAUCACCUCAUUCUUUUUCGCAUAUUACUGAUACCAUGCUACACACGUAGCUCUAACAUUCUUCUAUAUAUACAAUCUUUGACUCAUCUUUAAUGACUGCUAACUCUAUUGUUACACUAUUU